Messenger RNA from Trachymyrmex cornetzi, 981 nucleotides. RefSeq names its product ADP-ribosylation factor-like protein 16. Gene Ontology annotation, molecular function: GTPase activity; GTP binding. The record is from RefSeq and is a predicted model, not a curated record. The transcript is spliced from 2 exons. The coding region runs from base 433 to 960 and encodes 175 amino acids. NCBI's taxonomy places the organism in Eukaryota, Metazoa, Arthropoda, Insecta, Hymenoptera, Formicidae.
AUAGAAAAUUCGAAUAGAGUAUCGUAACUGAAACAUUUUUAAUUACCUUUAAACAAGUUUUGCAACUACACAUUCUUAAUUCGUUGGUAGAGAUAUGACGUUCUGGCAGCGAAUCUGUUAAAUCAAUAUUAGUCUAUUGUCCCUAUUGUAUAUAAGUCUCAGAGAACUGCAAACAUCUAUUAAUUGGACGACGAAUUCAUAAACGCGUAUUAACUUAUGUUACGUAUUACUUUAUAGUUAACAUAUACUCGAAAUGAACUGACUCAAUAAUUUAAAAAUUAAAAUUGCCGAAAAGAAAGACAAGUCAACGCUAGUUGGUAGGUGCUUGUAAUUAUUCUAUUUUAAUGUUUAUCGUAAGGAUAUACAUAAAAUAAUACAACAUAAAGUUAACAAUAAUUUGUAUUUAAAAUAGAACUUGAAAUACAAAAGGAAAUGUGUCUCUGCAUUGGACCAUUCAAAUCAGGCAAAACUCUUUUAAUGAAAAGUCUCCAAGGAGACGAAAUCGACGACGCGACUCAUACUGUGCCUACCAACGGAAUAAAUAUAUAUACUGUAAAAAAUGAUAAUGGUGAAUUCGAUAUGGUGAUUAAAGAAAUUGGCGGUAAUAUGGCACCGAUCUGGAAGCAUUAUUUUGAUAAGAUUCAUAAAAUUAUCUACGUAGUGGAUACCAGUAAUCUUUGUCAAAUAAGUGCUGCAGGCGUACUACUUUACUCUUUCCUCGUGGAACCGAGAUUACGGAAUGUGAAAGUAGCACUCAUCUUGAACAAGAUGGAUGUUUCGUAUCGUCAGAUGAGAAACGAAGCUUUGCUGAUGUUACAAUAUGCACGUCUGCAAAAGGAAGUAACACAGAAGAUCACCGUGCUGGAAACCAGUGGUAUGACGGGUCAGGGGAUAGAGAGUUUACGCAGCUGGCUAUUCGAUCCGGAAACACUGCGAGCUACACUCAAGGCUAAUAAAUAGGCUAAUAAAUCAUCGCAUGAU